Anopheles coustani is the source of this 2436-nucleotide messenger RNA. RefSeq lists its product as uncharacterized. The record is from RefSeq and is a predicted model, not a curated record. Gene Ontology annotation, molecular function: protein binding. Lineage: Eukaryota; Metazoa; Arthropoda; Insecta; Diptera; Culicidae. The transcript has 6 exons. The coding region runs from base 13 to 2436 and encodes 807 amino acids.
AUAGGCGUGACGAUGGCGUACGGACUGCUGCUGGGCGACACCUGCCAGCACGAUAUGGACUGCUCGGACAGCGUCAAGGGCAGCUACUGCACCCUGGAGGGCGUCUGCGAGUGCAGCCCGUUCUACGUGCGGCUGAACGAGUCCACCUGCCUGCCGUCACAACUGCUCGAAAGUGAGUGUAGCCUGUCCGAGCAGUGCUCGAUGCGUGUGGCGAACAGCAGCUGCAUCGAAGGCCGCUGUCAGUGCGACGGUGGAUUCCUGCAGUUCCGUAAACAUACCUGUCUCUCGCCGGCCCAACCCGGCACGGUGUGCUACAGCCACGCGCACUGCCGUAUGUGGGACAGGGAAAGUCACUGCGACUUCCUAAUCCCGAACCUGUUCGGUCGCUGCCAGUGCACGUCUCCGGCGCGCCAGAACGGACCGACCUGUGUGACGGAGAGUGUGACGGAGCCGGAGCUGCCCGGGUUCGCCAAGCCUCAGCAGCAGAGUCCGGCGGAGGAGGAGAAGGAGCAGCAGGAGGGCUCGAUCGACCGCAUGUCGACCACCACCGAGGACGACGUGAUUGUGGUGGAGAACUUGGUGCUUCGGGAUGGCGCGAUGGCCGACGAGCAGAUGAGUGCGGCCGAGGGUCACAUUACGACCGAGUACCAACCGUCGGCGUCGGACGAGGACGGUAUCAGCACGACGGACUUCAUUGAAAUCACCUCACCCGGAUACUCCACGGAGCGGGACCAGGAAGCGGCGACCGACGGGACGACACGGAACGGUAUGGAGCAGUACGAAAACACCGAACAGUACGUGAACCUGGAGAAGGACGUCGAGGAGCAGUUCAAGCAGCAGGAGCUGGAGGAUGCCCUCUCGACGACGACGGCGGCCGCAUGGGCCGGAGAGAUUGCCGAGGCCAUCACCACACAGGAGCACGAGCUCGACCCAUUCGGCAAGGACGCCACCACUCUGACGUCGAUCGAGGUGACUUCGGACAGCGAUGGGACAACGGUGCGUGGUGAGCCGGAAGCAAUGGCCUCAAAUGACUCACCCACAACUACCGAGUUCGAAUCGGACCACUCGGAGCCAAACGAGACGGAAAACGAGGUAGAAAUUGUGGAGUACGACCGUACCACCGCUUCGGAGGGUAAUACACAGCAGGCCGCCUCGUUGCUACAGGAAACAACCACCGAGCUCGGAUCGGAGCGUCCCGAACGGUACGACGACACAACGACCGCUUCCUCCGCCGAGCAAUCGGAAGAGCAGGAGGAAGAAUUGGCGAACGAUGGCAAGGAGAUGACCACGACCGAGUUCCUACAGCAGUACCACGACGUGCAGCUGCGCCGCCAGGACUCGAAGCUGUUCGACGAGGACGAGCUGAUAGUGGAGGAGGACGAAGUGCGGGCGGAACCGCGCGAGAAUGAAAUCGCAGACUCCGGACCGCUCCGCACCACCACCGAAACGUUGGUCCGACUGGCAAGCCGUACGACGGCCAUGGAACCGGAAGCUCCACUCUCGACGACGGUGGCAUCGGUGCUCGCGGCUGAAGCUACCACCACGGCAACAACACGAAUUCGCACACGCGUCGACUUGGGAGAUGGACCCGUUUCGCUCGGACUUGCUUGUGCAACCAGUGAACAGUGCCAGCUGGCCGAUCCCUACAGCUAUUGCAGUGACGAGGGACGGUGCGAUUGUUCCUUCCGCCAGCCGGACGACUCCUGCCGGGCUACCAACACCGGAUGCUCGCGAGGAACGUUCCAGUGUCGCUCGAGUGGAAUCUGCAUCAGCUGGUUCUUCGUGUGCGACGGCCGACCGGACUGCAGCGACGCAUCGGACGAGGAGUGCAACUUCGCGGUGAAAUCGAACGGCACGCUGCUGGGAUCGACCACCAGCUGCCCGGAGCUGUCGUUCCGGUGCGAAACGAGCGGCCGGUGCAUUUCACGGGCCGGAAUCUGCGACGGCAAGGCACAGUGUCCGCACGGCGAGGAUGAGGUUGGUUGCGAUUUCCGCAAGUCGCGCAAAUGUCCGGAGCACACGUUCAUGUGCCGCAGCGGCGAGUGUCUGCCGGAGUAUGAGUUCUGCAACGCCAUCGUGUCGUGCCGGGAUGGCAGCGACGAACCGCCGCACCUCUGCGGAUCCCGGGCCGUGCCGAACUUCUUCGUGAAGCUGCUGAGCGGUCCGACGGCACGUGGACGCAACUACUGCCCGAUGAGGUGUGGAAAUGGACGGUGCCGCUCGACCGCCAUAGUUUGCUCCGGACGGGACGGUUGCGGAGAUGGUAGCGAUGAGGAUCGGUGUUCCGUUUGCCGAUGCCCGGCGCCAGCCUACAACCACGUCCUGUCGGUUGCACCCGUCGUCGCCGCCGUCGCCCCCGCCCCAGCCGCCAUCGUCGUCCCGAAGCAACGGAGUAGGACGAGCCGCAUCACCGGUGGACACUGGUCGCGGACAUAG